AUGGACCCGGGCGUCGCGGUCGCGCUGGUCCAGGGCUGCGGCGGCGAGCCGGAGCUCCUGCGCGGGUUCGGCGCGAGCCGCGGCGCCGCAGCCGCGGCGCCCGUGACCGAGCACACGCUCUUCGAGAUCGGGUCCCUGUCGAAGACGCUCGUGGCGCUGGCCCUGGCGACCCUGGGCCAGGGCGACCUGGCCACCGCGCUCUUCCCGGCGCGGGAGCUCUCCUGGCGCCUCGGCGCGCUGGAGCCGGCGGGGGCCCUGCGCGCCGGCUUCGCGUACUCGAACACGGGCUGGGACCUGGCGGGCGAGUGCCUCCGCGUCGCCGCCAACGCCUCCUCGUGGUGCGAGGCGGUGCGCGCGCGGGUGCUGGAGCCCCUGGGGAUGGCGGAGACCUUCUGCGACCGCAACUCGGUCCCAGAGGCCGCCGCCGCCCGCGUGGCCGGCGUGCACGUGGCCAGCCCGUGCGACGGCCUCUCCAGGCCCUCGCGCUGCUUCCGCCGCCCCGCCGCGCGGGCGCCGCCCCUGCGGGCCUUCAACCUCAGCAGGAGCGGCCCGCCGGGCUCCUUCGGCUGGGGCGCCGCAGAGGCCGCCGGCUCGGUCCUGAGCUCCGCCUCCGACAUGUCGAGGGUCAUGGGGCUCCUGCUCCAGGCCUCCCCUGGUUGUGGCGAGCCUGCCCCCGUGCGGCGCGAGACGCUGGCGGAGAUGCUCUCGGGCCAGAUGGUAGUCCCGGCCUCUUGGCCACGGCAGCUGGGCGUCCCUGGUGCGGGAGGCGCGGGCGCAGCGCUGGCGGCGGGCCUCGGCUUCGACGUGGUGGGGCGGCUUGGGCCAGCCGGGGCCGGCGAGGCGCUCGCGGGGCAGGCCUACGCAGAGAAGAACGGGGACACCGCGAUGCACAAGGCGAGAUUGGGCCUGCUGCUUGAUAGCGGCUCGGCGGUGCUGCUGUUGGGAAACAUGGGGGGCGAGGUGGGCGACCCGCUCGCCGCGCUGAAGUUCGGGGCCCUGGCGCUCGCCGCUGGGGCCAGCGAGCAGCAGGCCGACGACGCAGCGGAGAUGUCCCUGAACGCCUCGGGGUACUGGCAGAGCUGGUUCCUGCCCAGCGCCACCUGCACGCCGUGCGGCACGGCGCUCUCCAGCCUGGGCUUCUGCCUGCCCGGGAACAGGACCUCCCCCAGCGUCGCCGCCUCUGCCCUCGCGGGGGCCUACGGCGACGACUUCUACGGCAGCAGCGUGCUCCGCGUGCGCGAGGAGGAGGGCGGCGGGCUGCGGGCCAGGCUCGGCCCCGUGGACGCGGCGCUCCGCUUCGGGCCCGGGAACAUGGACACGACCAUGCCCUGCGCGCAGCUGGAACAGUCUCUGGCGCUGCCGGCGUGGAUGCGCGGGCCGCUCGCGCGCUCGGGCGGGUCUUGCCGCGCCGUGGAGCUGCGCGCGCCCGCAGAGGCCCCCGCCGCCGGCGUCAGCGCGCGGGGGCGCAGCGCAGCGUUCCCGUGGACCUGCGGCACGUUCCCGCUGCCCGACGCGCUGCCGAUCUUCCUCGUUGUGGACGGCCGCGGCGCCCGCUGGGCCUUCCUGCCCACGGCCGGGGUGCUGCUGCCGCGUCGGGGCCCCGCAGGGGAGGGGCCGCCCGCGCAGGCGCUGGUGGUGUGA
Messenger RNA from Prorocentrum cordatum, 1641 nucleotides. Lineage: Eukaryota; Dinophyceae; Prorocentrales; Prorocentraceae. The record is from the annotation of a GenBank genome assembly.